CAUGAAGUCCCGGCCUCCUGUUCGUUCUCUCCGCCUCCCGAGGCCCCGGGUGAGAAACAGAGGAGACGCGAGGGGCGGAGCUUGUGGAGGAAGAUGGCUGCCGCCCGGGGGUUGUCCCUAACGGCCGCGACGCAAAGAGCAGUCACUCCCUGGCCGAGGGGCAGGCUCCUCGCGGCCUCCCUGGGACUCCAGGCGCGUCGAGAAGCGUCGUCCUCCAGCCUCGAGGCCGGCGAAGGGCAGAUCCGCCUCACAGACAGUUGCGUCCAGAGGCUUCUGGAAAUCACCGAAGGGUCAGAAUUCCUCAGGCUGCAGGUGGAGGGAGGUGGAUGCUCCGGAUUCCAAUAUAAAUUUUCACUGGAUACAGUUAUCAACCCCGACGACAGGCAAGGAGGAAGGGGGUAUUUGAACAGGGUGGGGCAAGAGUGGUGGUUGACUCUGAUAGCUUGGCCUUCGUGAAAGGGGCCCAGGUGGAUUUCAGCCAAGAACUGAUCCGAAGCUCAUUUCAAGUGUUGAACAAUCCUCAAGCACAGCAAGGCUGCUCCUGUGGGUCAUCCUUCUCUAUCAAACUUUGAUGCAAUGACUGGUGACUGUGAGAUUGUCACCAGUUGUACCAAUUUGAAGAACCUGGAAUUAGUAGAAUUCUAGAGGUUUCCUUCUAAUCAUGUCCCUCUCAAUUUUAUUUCCCGCAGUCCAGGAGUGUUGUGUUUUGCCACUAUUAUUUUCAGAACGUGAAGAUUUUACUCUUGGCUUAAUUUUUCCCUCCAACUCCACUCAGUGCUAAGGCUGAACCUCCAGAUGCUGUUACCUCAGAUUUAAUCACUGGUUGAAACUCCGUAUAAUCUGUAGAGCCUGCAUGGCUCUAAAAUUGGAAUUAACUUCUCUUGCCUUAAGAGCUGCCUGUACAUAUGUGGAUAGCUAUGUAUAAAAGCUUCAUUUUAAAGAA
Messenger RNA from Symphalangus syndactylus (siamang), 943 nucleotides. It is a transcript of the gene ISCA2, whose product is annotated as iron-sulfur cluster assembly 2. Gene Ontology annotation, biological process: iron-sulfur cluster assembly. Gene Ontology annotation, cellular component: mitochondrion. The record is from RefSeq and is a predicted model, not a curated record. NCBI's taxonomy places the organism in Eukaryota, Metazoa, Chordata, Mammalia, Primates, Hylobatidae. Gene Ontology annotation, molecular function: 2 iron, 2 sulfur cluster binding; iron ion binding; 4 iron, 4 sulfur cluster binding.